Molecule: messenger RNA, 568 nt
Organism: Gordionus sp. m RMFG-2023
Lineage: Eukaryota; Metazoa; Nematomorpha; Gordioida; Chordodea; Parachordodidae
Product: aminoacyl tRNA synthase complex-interacting multifunctional protein 1-like
Exons: 6
Coding region: 74-568 (164 amino acids)
Molecular function (GO): tRNA binding
Source: RefSeq, a predicted model, not a curated record
CUUAUUAAUUUUACUAAUAGAUGAUGCUCAAACUAAAGCAAAAACUAUUGAAGAGAAUAUCGGGACAAUUAAUAUGGAAUUAGAAUCCCUUGCUAACGUUUUAAGAAAACUUAAUGAUAAUGAUGAAAUAGUUAAUUUAAAAAAUGAAAAUGUUAUUCUUAAAAAGGAAAUUACUAAGGUCAAAAACGAUUUAUUUUUAGCUGAAAUUUGGAAUGGUGUUAAGCAAUAUAAAUUGCAAGGUAAUAUUGAAAAUAAAAACAACGAUGGGGAUUCUGUUUUUUGCAAUGAAGAAGAGCUCUAUGAUUCUAACAAUAAAACUAAUAAAAUCAACAAGAAUGAAACAAAACCAUCUGAAAAUAAAAAAUUGAAUAUAGAAAUAUCUGAAAGUACUGAAAUAUCCAAUUUUUCUUCACACUUAGAUAUGCGAGUGGGAAUUAUUAAAUCUGCUGAGAAACAUCCAGAUGCUGACAGUUUAUAUGUAGAAAAGAUUGAUUUGGGUGAAACUGAGCCUAGGACUAUUAUAAGUGGGCUGGUAGCUCAUGUAACAAUAAAUCAAGUACUCAUGUAA